UCAUCAUCAUCAUCAUCAUCAUCAUCAUCAUCAUCAUCAUCAUCAUCAUCAUCAUCAUCAUCAUCAUCAUCAUCAUCAUCAUCAUCAUCAUCAUCAUCAUCAUCAUCAUCAUCAUCAUCAUCAUCAUCAUCAUCAUCAUCAUCAUCAUCAUCAUCAUCAUCAUCAUCAUCAUCAUCAUCAUCAUCAUCAUCAUCAUCAUCAUCAUCAUCAUCAUCAUCAUCAUCAUCAUCAUCAUCAUCAUCAUCAUCAUCAUCAUCAUCAUCAUCAUCAUCAUCAUCAUCAUCAUCAUCAUCAUCAUCAUCAUCAUCAUCAUCAUCAUCAUCAUCAUCA
Aedes albopictus (Asian tiger mosquito) is the source of this 330-nucleotide messenger RNA. RefSeq lists its product as uncharacterized. NCBI's taxonomy places the organism in Eukaryota, Metazoa, Arthropoda, Insecta, Diptera, Culicidae. The transcript is spliced from 2 exons. The record is from RefSeq and is a predicted model, not a curated record. The annotation marks the transcript as partial.